AGAGCCAUCAUCACUCCAACCGUGUCAUCUCCUCCGGGCCAUUUCUUCACACCGAUUCGAUGUUUUGAAGUGUCUAACUUUGAGCCGAGUUAUAGAUAUCCUCUCUGGGACACCGUUAAUCGCCGUUAGCCGCUCCCGGUGAAGAAUGUCAGACUUCGACAGCAACCCCUUCGCGGACCCGGAGCUCAACAGCCCGUUUCAGGAUCCAUCAGUAACACAAGUCAGACAAACCACAGCUGGGGGGUUGGAGGAGUACAAUCCCUUUGCAGAUGCUAAACCAACGCCCGCGGGGACGGCCCCCAGAGCCCCGGGCCCUGCUGUCAGCACGCAGCCCGCCAUCAUGAAGCCAUCAGAGGAGCCGCCGGCGUACUCGCAGCCCCAGGGCCAGGAGUCGUCCCGAGCGGCUGCCGAGCUGCUGAGGAGGCAGGAGGAGCUGGAGAGGAAGGCUGCAGAGCUGGACCGGCGGGAGAGAGAGAUGCAGACGCUCAGCGCCUCCGGAGGCAGGAAGAACAACUGGCCCCCCCUCCCAGAGAACCUCCCGGUGGGUCCGUGUUUCUACCACGACAUCAGCGUGGACAUCCCCGUGGAGUUUCAGAAGACGGUCAAAAUCAUGUACUACCUCUGGAUGUUCCACACCGGGACGCUGCUGGCCAACCUCAUCGCCUGCCUGUCCUGGUUCUGUGUGGACGGGACGCGUGGCGUGGACUUCGGCCUGUCCAUCCUCUGGUGUUUGCUCUUCACGCCGUGCUCGUUCGUCUGCUGGUACCGGCCGCUGUACGGAGCGUUCAGGAGCGACAGCUCUUUUAGGUUCUUUGUUUUCUUCUUCGUCUACAUCUGCCAGUUUGGGAUCUACGUCAUUCAGUGUAUCGGGAUCAAUGGUUGGGGCGCGAGCGGCUGGAUCUCGGCACUGACUGGGUUGAACAAGAGCGUCCCGGUGGGCAUCAUCAUGAUCCUGGUGGCCGCUCUCUUCACCUCCCUGGCCGUCAUGUCUCUCAUCAUGUUUAAGAAGAUCCACGCCCUGUACCGCACCACGGGCGCCAGCUUCGAGAAAGCCCAGCAGGAGUUCGCCACGGGGGUCAUGUCUAACAAGACCGUCCAGACGGCGGCGGCCAACGCCGCGUCCACGGCCGCAUCCACGGCCGCUCAGGGAGCAUUCAAGGAGCAGAUCUGAUUUGUUCAGGUCUUUAACCCCCUCCCUUUGAAACGCAUGGACAGCCCCCCCUCAGCCUUCAAGCAACAUUAAAGUGGUUCCAGUCGGUCAGUUUUUUUUUUAUUCCCAAGUUGAGCGCAGAGCCGGUGCGAGGCGCCGUGGAGCCCGUGCUGCCCUCCGCCGGCCGGCGUGCUCGCUCUCCUCUGUGUGUUCCUGUGUGCAUGUGUGUGGCCAACCUCAUGAAUGUUUGUGUGCCUUCCUGACGGUUUCCUCUGAGGUCACGCAGGCGAUUCCCUCCUCCUUCCUGAGGUGCUUCUUCCUGCUUUUAAAAAUCUAAUUUAUUCCCGUUGAACUCUGCUGACCCCUAGUGGAGAGAGUCUGUAUCGCUGAAGGUAAAUGCUGUGCAUUUCAGUUCAAUGCCUUGCUUUCUAAUCAACAUGUCUCAGAAUCAGGUCAAUAAAGGCGUGUCUUAAUUUUCCUUAAGUGCUGCUCGAUUUAAUUCAGAAAAGAUAUUAUUUAUCAAAUGAUCUCAAUCAUCAUGUGAAAACCUGUUAAUGUUAAUUACAGGGAAAAAUUCUACUUAUUUAAUCUAUAAUCUCAGGCUAGAAUUGGAUUUCUAAAAAUGAUUAACGUUAUUUUUUUAUUCUAAAAGAAAGAAUUGGGUAAAAGGUGUCUUGACACACAGAAAAAGUAUAUUUUGACAUACAAAUCAGUUUGUGUUGCGUGUAUUUAUCUGCUUUUCUAUUUAUUAAAUUGCUAACAAACUGCACUUUAGAUUUGCUCUCCGUUCUGUGUCGACGACGACCUUUUCUCCGUUGGUUUCAUCAUAUUUCUGCUGAACUCGCACAACUUUUGAAGAAUGUAACGAUCGCAGCUUCAUUCAGGACGCUCUUCACUCGCAUGGAAAGUUUUGGAAAAUGAAGCAGAUGAUGGAAAAAUCAUCGAUCAAUUCUUGCUUUCUGCUUUUCAAGUUUGACCUCCGUUAAAGCGACACACGGCGUCCUCUUCGUGUCCUCUUCAGGGCUUUUCGGUUUUAUCUGGAGCCUUCAUUCUUUUCUGCAACUUUCCUUUAAUUCUUUGUCCCACAUUUGCCCCCCCCUCUUAAGUUUGGACCUGUGCGUGCACGUCUGACGUUGAAGAACCCAGAAGUGCAGUGUGAACUAUAAUGUACUGUAUGUGAGCCUUCUGUGCCUGAUAAUCAAGACGUUUGGUAGAAACACUGAAUGAAUUUGAAGGAAAUGGAGUUCUUUGUAUAUCUUGUAUAAUUUAAAAGAGGGUUUGGUGUUUUUUUAAAGACGGUUCCACCUUCGGUUGCAUGUUUGUAGUUUGAGUUUUGUAUAUUUAUUGCAUUAACAGAUAAUAAAGCUCUUCUUCUGUA
This is a messenger RNA of Oryzias melastigma (Indian medaka), 2528 nucleotides long. Its product is annotated as secretory carrier-associated membrane protein 1. The record is from RefSeq and is a predicted model, not a curated record. Gene Ontology annotation, biological process: protein transport. NCBI's taxonomy places the organism in Eukaryota, Metazoa, Chordata, Actinopteri, Beloniformes, Adrianichthyidae. The coding region runs from base 146 to 1171 and encodes 341 amino acids. Gene Ontology annotation, cellular component: trans-Golgi network membrane; recycling endosome membrane. The transcript is spliced from 9 exons.